This is a messenger RNA of Daldinia childiae, 1221 nucleotides long. RefSeq names its product Splicing factor U2AF-associated protein 2. Gene Ontology annotation, molecular function: RNA binding. NCBI's taxonomy places the organism in Eukaryota, Fungi, Ascomycota, Sordariomycetes, Xylariales, Hypoxylaceae. The record is from RefSeq and is a predicted model, not a curated record. The transcript has a single exon. Gene Ontology annotation, cellular component: U2 snRNP; U2-type spliceosomal complex. The coding region runs from base 1 to 1221 and encodes 406 amino acids. Gene Ontology annotation, biological process: mRNA splicing, via spliceosome.
AUGGCAGACCCGCAGCCUGGCCCGGGUCUCUCCUUCCCGACAGACCCCCAGGAGUUCGAACAGGACGACCGAAUCUCCUUCUCCAAGCUUGACAAUAAGUACAUCGCGGUGCAGGAAGACGGGAGCGAGUUUGAGUGGGAUUCCCAGUUAAAGCGGUGGAUACCCGUAGUCGAUGAGGAUUUGCUCGCCCAGCAGCAGUUAGCUUACGGCGGAAGCGCGAGCCCCGACAAUGGACCGGACAACGGUAGUAAUAGCUCUGGUAUCCCCAACAAAAAGCGUAAGACAGACCAGCCGAAUGGUCGUGGAGAUGCGCCUCGGGGUCAGCAGCAACGUCCCAAGAAGAGGCAAAAGCAGCCGCCGCAGCCGCGCCAGAACACGGCUAUCUACGUUACUGGCCUGCCCCUCGAUGUGACAGUAGACGAGGUGCACGACGUGUUCUCGCGCAAAUGCGGUGUCAUCGCCGAGGAGAUUGACAGUGGUCGCCCGCGAAUUAAGUUAUAUACAGACGAGAAGGGAAACUUCAAGGGCGAUGCUCUAAUUGUCUUCUUCAAGCCCCAGAGCGUUGACAUGGCCAUUAUGCUACUCGACGACACCGAUUUCCGGUUUACCUCGUCCGGGCUUGCGAGCGGGCGCAUGCGCGUCCAAGCCGCCGAUUCGAGCUACAAGAAGAUGAACUACGAAGGCACCAAGGAAGAGGGCAACGCGAACGGCGCGGAUGAAGGUACCAGCGAGCGCAGCAAGCUCAUCCUAGGCGCGGGCAAGGCGCCCGACCGUACGCGCGAGCAGGACAAGCAGAAGAUCAUCAGGCGGACGCAGAAACUCGAUGCGAAGCUCGCCGACUGGGACGACGACGACCCGUACGGGGGCCAGCUAGAGACAGGCACGCGGCGCGACCGCGUGGUGAUCCUACGACACAUGUUCACGUUGCGCGAGCUAGAAGAAGACCCAGCGGCCAUGUUAGAAAUCAAAGAGGAUAUCCGCGAGGAGUGCUCGAAGCUCGGGCCCGUGACCAACGUAGUACUAUACGAUCUCGAGGAGGAAGGCAUCGCAAGCGUGAAAUUCACGACGCCGGAAGCCGCCGAGGCCUGCAUCAACCUCAUGGACGGGCGAGCCUUCGACGGUCGCACGGUCCGUGCUACGAUUGCCACGGGGCGCGAGCGUUAUCGCAAGUCAGGCAAGAAGCAAGGCGAUGACGCGGAUGCUGAUGAUAGCGAUGAUUGA